GCAGGUUUUAUCCUGAUCAUUCAUAGUGCUGUCGCUGCUCGUGAGUGUUGGGUAUGGGUCUUGCUAUGGUGAUGUCAGUCAGAAUGGCUCCUCCUCUUCCUCUGAUUUUUCUGCUUAUGAUUCACAGGGCUUACAGUACGAAGGAGGAUGUAAAUUACAGCCCUUCACACAUCUGUGCACUAAAGAACUCAUCAGUGAUAAUGAGCUGCACUUAUACAUACCCUACUGGACGUCAGAUCAAGAAAGUGUUCUGGACCAAAACAACUGUUAGAAAUGCUGAUAAUGAGUUUCCAGAUCUGUCUGAGGAUCCUGAAUACAGACAGAGGCUUCAGUAUCUGGGAGACAAACAGCAGAACUGCACCAUCAGACUGAGUCAUGUGACACAGAAGGAUGAACACAAGUACUAUUUCAGAUUCACAACUGAUAAAGCUGAUGUGAAAUGGAUUGGUGCUCCGGGAGUGACUCUUACUGUCACAGAUCUUCAGGUGGAGGCUCCUGAGAGAGUGACAGAGGGUCAUAAUGUCAGUCUGACAUGUAAAAGCAGCUGCACUCUGACUGACAGAGCAACAUUCAUCUGGUACAGAAACUCACAGCCAUUAACUGAGAGAAGAGACAGAAACAAUCAACUCCUGCUGCAGUCAGUCAGAAGAGAGGAUGCAGGCAGAUACAGCUGUGCUCUAGAUGGACACAGUUACAUCUCUCCUGCUGCUCAUCUCAGUGUCACCUAUGCACCAAAAAAUGUCUGGGUUUUCAUAAAUGGAUCUGGUGUAAUAGUGGAGGGAGAUUCAGUGACUCUGAGCUGCAGCAGUGAUUCAAACCCUCCUGCUCUGAACUUCAGCUGGUUUAAAGGAGGAACGUUUGUCGGAUCUGGAAGAAUCUACAGCAUCUCAAACAUCAGCUCUGAUGAUAGUAAAAAAUACAAGUGCAAGUCCAGAAAUGAACAUGGAGAGAAAUACUCUGAUGCUGUGACUUUAAACAUCAUGUACUCUCCCAGGAACGUCUCAGUGUCCAUCAGUCAGUCUGGUCAAGUGCACUCAGGGCAUUCAGUGACUCUGAGCUGCAGCAGUGAUUCAAACCCUCCUGCAGAAAUCAGCUGGUUUAAAGGAGGAACGUUUGUAGGAUCUGGAAGAAUCUACAGCAUCUCAAACAUCAGCUCUGAUCACAGUGGAGAAUACAAGUGCAAGUCCAGAAAUGAACAUGGAGAGAAAUACUCUGAUGCUGUGACUUUGAAUGUCAUGUGCUACCGUGGCCACCUGCAUCCUCAGUAUUGCUCCACCUCCUUGGCUCUCUGUCUGUACCGGGGGCUCCACCCCUCCAUUGCUGUCGUCACCUCCAGUUGUCCCCAUGGUGUUGUGUGUUCCCAUCACACCUUGGCCAUGGAGUGCAGUCCUAGCUGUGGCCUGUGUCUCCAUCUACCCUCUCCUGCUCAAGGCUCCUCCCUGGACUUCACCACCAUCACUUUCCUGGCUUUCACCUCUGUCUGCACCGCCCUGGACCCUUCAGUUCUGUCUCCUUUCGAUUAG
Messenger RNA from Cyprinus carpio (common carp), 1523 nucleotides. Its product is annotated as B-cell receptor CD22-like. Lineage: Eukaryota; Metazoa; Chordata; Actinopteri; Cypriniformes; Cyprinidae. The record is from RefSeq and is a predicted model, not a curated record. The transcript is spliced from 9 exons. The coding region runs from base 54 to 1523 and encodes 489 amino acids.